AUGUCGCGAUUAUUGGAUCUCAAUUACCAGCUAGCCUAUUACAAGGCCUAUCAUUUUCAUCCAAAAAACGUUCGGAUACACUUGAUGUGUAUUCCGUUGAUAUUUCUCACAGCGGUGAUCAUGGCAGGUGCAGUAGAUUUGGGCCCCGUCACCCUUGCUCAAGCCGGAAUGAUCGGUUAUGGUAUUUAUUAUCUCUUGUUGGAUGCAGGUAUGGGCCUUGUCUCUCUGAUAUUUGUCUUUGCAGCUGCCUAUUCUUCUACGUUUUUACAUUCUCACUUCCCAAGCUCCCAGGUCAACCUUUAUGCACUAAGUGUUCAUGUUUCUGGCUGGAUUGCACAAUUCUUCGGUCAUGGAUACUAUGAGAAACGGGCUCCUGCAUUGCUAGACAACCUUAUUCAGCCGCUAGUUUUGGCACCAUACUUUGUUUUGUGGGAGAUUGCAUUUGAGUUUGGCUAUAGAAGAGAUUUGAAGAGAACAAUGGAGAAACAAGCGAAACAAAUGCGCACGGACGCUGAACGGAGACGAUUAAACGUCAACAAAUGA
Ogataea parapolymorpha DL-1 is the source of this 543-nucleotide messenger RNA. RefSeq lists its product as uncharacterized. Lineage: Eukaryota; Fungi; Ascomycota; Pichiomycetes; Pichiales; Pichiaceae. Bases 1 to 543 code for a protein of 180 amino acids. The transcript has a single exon. Gene Ontology annotation, biological process: sphingoid catabolic process. Gene Ontology annotation, cellular component: endoplasmic reticulum. The record is from RefSeq and is a predicted model, not a curated record.